Messenger RNA from Hyla sarda, 1041 nucleotides. RefSeq names its product sorting nexin-27-like. Bases 1 to 1026 code for a protein of 341 amino acids. Gene Ontology annotation, molecular function: protein binding; phosphatidylinositol-3-phosphate binding. NCBI's taxonomy places the organism in Eukaryota, Metazoa, Chordata, Amphibia, Anura, Hylidae. The transcript is spliced from 5 exons. Gene Ontology annotation, biological process: signal transduction; intracellular protein transport. Gene Ontology annotation, cellular component: early endosome. The record is from RefSeq and is a predicted model, not a curated record.
AUGAGGAUUAAACCCAGUAUACAGGAUAUAAGUGGUACUGUGUGUUUGUGUGCCUGUAAGUAUCCGGAUAAGAGCAGAUACAUUCAGAUGCAGAGAAGUAACAUUGUGCUUAUCCUUCUGUACCCCAGUAAUGGCGUUAACGUGGAGGGGGCCACACACAAGCAGGUGGUGGAUCUGAUCCGGGCUGGAGAGAAGGAGCUGGUCCUCACAGUCCUGUCCGUCCCCCCACAUGAAGCAGAGAACCUGGACCCCAGCGAUGACUCCUCGGGGCAGUCGUUCUAUGACUACACGGAGAAGCAGGCCGUUCCCAUCUCCAUCCCCACCUACAAGCACGUGGAGCAGAACUCUGAGAAGUUUGUGGUCUACAAUGUCUACAUGGCCGGCCGGCAGCUCUGCUCUAAGAGAUACCGUGAAUUCGCCAUCCUGAACCAGAACCUGAAGCGAGAAUUUACCAACUUCACCUUCCCCCGGCUUCCAGGAAAAUGGCCCUUCUCCUUAUCGGAGCAGCAGCUAGACGCUCGGCGGAGGGGCCUGGAAGAAUACCUGGAGAAGGUCUGCUCCAUCCGGGUGAUUGGCGAGAGUGACAUCAUGCAGGAGUUCCUGUCGGAGUCGGAUGAGAACUAUAAUGGCGUGUCUGAUGUGGAGCUGCGGGUGGCGCUACCUGACAAGACGACAGCCACUGUGCGGGUAAAGAAGAACAGCACUACAGACCAGGUGUUCCAGGCUCUCGCUGCCAGGAGCGGGAUGGAUGGCAUCACCGCAAACUACUUUGCAUUGUUUGAGGUCAUUAACCAUUCCUUCGGUCAGUACCAGCAGAUUUGUCUUUUCUGCAUUUCCUUUGGGUCAUAUGACCUGAUGUUCUUGGCUCCUAUAGGCAGAAACCUUCAGGAAGGGAUUGAUCUUUAUAAAGCGCUGGCUUUACAUUCUUCACUGACACUAGGGGGCGCUGACAACCAUCAGGAUAGAAGCUGCUACCAUCCUGUCCUUACUUCUCUCAUCCUGAAGAGUUUGGGGGGGCAGCUCUGACCUAAUUUAGGAACA